This is a messenger RNA of Saccharomycopsis crataegensis, 2409 nucleotides long. RefSeq lists its product as uncharacterized. Lineage: Eukaryota; Fungi; Ascomycota; Saccharomycetes; Ascoideales; Saccharomycopsidaceae. Bases 1 to 2409 code for a protein of 802 amino acids. The transcript has a single exon. The record is from RefSeq and is a predicted model, not a curated record.
AUGAACAGAGUUAUUGGACAAGAUUCUGAAUAUAAACAGCUGUCUCUUUACGAGACUGGUCUUAGCACAUCUGGUACUAUCAACAAAAAAUUGCCACCAUUACCAAGACACAUAAACAAUACACUCAAAGAUUAUACCUCACCUUUUGGUGUUGAUACCCCUUCAAUAGCCUCCACCACCAUCGACUCCGUGGACUAUUUGGAUAGAAAGAAUUCUUUUUCCAGUGAUUGGUCAGGGUCUCUUGCAAGCACUAUUAAUGAUGAUUAUGGAAGGGAAACCAAAGAUUCUAACCUUCUGGUAGAUAGAUGUCGAGGCCAGAUGGGUGCAGAAUCAGAAAGGUGUGAUAGCAUCAUGAUUGCCACUGAGGCCAUUGAACUGAAAAAAUUGAGUUUUUUGAAUAUGGAUUUAUACCAAAAGGAAGCGGUUUCAGUUCAACCACAAUAUUAUAUGGAUCUAGAAGCUUACAAAAGUGAUCUACAGGCGUCACAAACGACUUAUGGAAAGAUGAAAGAAGUUUUCACCAAGAAAACUCUCAUGUAUGGAUUGUUUGGUUUUGUCUCCUUCUCAACUACACUAAUAUUCACCGUCUUCUUGACCCUUUUCUUGCUAACUCAAUACUUUGAUCCGACUUCUCCAAGUUCUUUUUAUCAGUAUCGUUAUAGUGUGUUGGUUUAUUAUGUGUAUCUUAUGUACACUAAGAUUUACCAAUUUGGUGUGGUCAUUUCCACUCUUAAAACUAAAAGCAACACUCAAGUGUUUUUUUUGCUCCUUUAUCUUUUCUUAUUCACCAUUAUGGAAUUACUCUUUACUACUAUGAUCCUUCUUGUGCAAAACGAAGCAGUUCAACUGGUGUUAGAGGCUUACAAAGAAAAUGGGAUUGAUAUUUUCCACGACCAUGGUAAACAUCCUGUUGCAGAAAAACAGUUCAGGGAAGAUUUUUACAAUCCAAAGGUUUAUUGUAUAACAAUUACGGUUUGUACUUGUGUCUUCUUCGUCAUUCAAGUUUUGAUGUGGAUUUUCUAUAUUGUGCAAGAAUUCAGCUGGGAUACUUUUAGAAAAACUGGGGCUUCAAUUCGUGCUAGGAAGAUCAUUGAGGAUGCUCAAUUGACACAUGCCUUACUAGUUAUUUUAGGAGGUUUAAUUCCUCCUUUUUUCAUUUGUGCUUACAUUGUUCCUCUUGAGAAUACACCAUUCUAUGUUAAUGGUUUGGUUUUAGCAGUGGCAACGCCAUUUAUUCUUGUUUUGAACGGAUGGGCCUACAAGAAAAAAAGGUUUUCAGGAUUGCUUUGCUCUUUGUGUUUCUAUUGCUACUUGUUUUUCAAUUUAGUUCAGAUGCUCACGGUUUUAGAAGCUAUCCAAUAUAGAGCAGCUAUAAUUAUUCAAUAUUAUUCUGCAGGAUUUAUAUUUCUCGUUAUUAUUGCGAUUUUCAUCUUGGAUUGCAAAAAAUUGAUACAUUGUGAAAUCAACUUAGAAAUUUCUGAAAAAAAUUUGAAUGCAAUUUAUUUGACUGUUAUUAACUUCACAACUUUCAUGAUUGGCAUCCUUGAACUUGUUUUCUUUAUCAGGUAUGAUUCUACGUCAUACAAAAGCAUCCAGUAUGCAAACAAUUGGAUGAUCAGCUACUUGUUUGGUUUUUGCUAUUCUUUAUUUCUAAGUGCCAUUUGUUUUUUCAAGCCUGAAAGUUAUAUCAACUUCUUGGGUAUUUAUGUGGUAUGGAUACUCAAUGGUCUAGCUCUAGUAUUUCAAUUUGCUAAUAUUAUGUUUACUGUCGAUGAUGAUGUCACGAGAAAUAUUGGUCAAGGGUUGCAGCUCGGAUUUAUUGGGCUAUUGUCUUUGAGUUGCUGUCUUAUAACUUGGCUACUCGCUCAGAUUUUUAGAAACCACUCCACCGAUGAUUUGGGAUCACACAACACUAAUAAAUUGAAAACUUCUCAAAAGAAUGAAAUCUUUGAUUUUCAGGUCAAGAAGGAGCUUGGAAAGCUUCUAGAAUACAAUACUGCGUUCAUUAUCGUUUUCACUUACCUCAUCUGCAUUUUUUCAAUGCAAUUUGUGAGAUACAAGACCGUUAUAUGGAGAUUAUCUAGCGAGCAGACUAUCAUAUCCAUCUGCAUUACAAUUUUGAUGGUCAUUAUAAACUUCGUUAACUAUUUUGUGAUUCAUAAAAUGGAGCGUUGUUUGCUUGGGCUGAUUUCUUCCGUUAUUUUUUCUACAGUUUACAUGGCGUAUCAUCUAUACUCUCUAAUUUAUAUUGGUACAAAAUAUUCAACUAUCGAAAAUGCUUCCUGGUUACCAGAAACAACUGAUUUGAAGAUUUCAAUGAGUUUGUCCACUAUUCUUAUUUUGGCUUGCAUUGCCAAUAUCCUGCUAAGUGGUCGCAUCAUUAAAGCACAAAGAUCUUUAUUGUACUAG